Molecule: messenger RNA, 1711 nt
Organism: Folsomia candida
Lineage: Eukaryota; Metazoa; Arthropoda; Collembola; Entomobryomorpha; Isotomidae
Product: trypsin-1
Exons: 5
Coding region: 175-1326 (383 amino acids)
Biological process (GO): proteolysis
Molecular function (GO): serine-type endopeptidase activity; protein binding
Source: RefSeq, a predicted model, not a curated record
CUUCUUAAAGUAUGCAUGUACCACUAUCAUAAUUACUUAUUAAAUGAAAUUAUACGACUUAUUUCUGUUUCACCCUCCAAUCGAGCUACAAAUAUUCAACCGACCCAACUCCUAAAUUCUGGUCUGCGACACACCACAGAUAAUAAAGAGUUUUAGAUUUACUUGCUUUGCAAUAUGGGAAUCCGAGUACCUCGAGUCGUGCAUGGGACGAGUUCCUACUCCCCCUACCAAGUCAGCUUGGUGGACACUGACAUGGGCAUGCAUUUCUGUGGGGGAUCAAUCCUAAAUUCGUUCAUUAUCCUUACCGCGGCCCACUGCCUGUACCGCCCGAGUCGCGGUAAGGAACUCCCCUCUCUGAAUAAUCCAAGAAUGCCGAACGAGAUCCGCGUCGUUGCGGGACAAUACAGUCUCCAGUGGCCAGACGUCACGGAACAAACACGGUACGUGAGCGAGUUUGUGGUACAUCCAGCAUACUUUAGCAUUCUGGAGAACGACAUUGCCCUCCUACAACUUUCCGAACCUCUCAACAUUACGCGAUCCGUGCAUCCUGUCCAGCUGCCCAUAUUAGAUAGAGAAUUUAAGGGAAAUAUCACCGUGUUCGGAUGGGGAGUGGAUACAAUGUAUGAUGCGAAAUCAUAUGUGGCACAUGACACUUUGCAAAUGGGUGAAAUGUCAAUAAUUCCCAAGUCAAGGUGUGACUUAUUGAUGCUUCUGAACUCUCGAUUACCGACAAUACCGACGAGAUUUGCUGCUUCCUCGAUGAUAUGUGGGUGGUCGAAUAGUACGACAGUUUGUAAAGGUGACUCUGGUUCUGGCGCUGUUUGCAGAGAUUGUCCACCACCCCCACCCGUCGUCGAAGGUAUGGAGAGCACUGGAGGAGAGGAUGGCAGCAAAUGUGUCGAUCUAUUAUGUGGAAUCAAUUCCUGGGGCGGUGGAAAGAACGAUUGCCUCAUUGACGAAUUUGGCGACCUGAUUAAACCUCCCCCACCCGCCGUGUUCACUAAAGUGUCAACCUUCGUCUAUUGGAUCAGCCACGUACUCCACACCGAAUUGGAAGUGAAAGGUCAUUUUCUCUGUGAUAAUCUUCAAUACGUUGUACAAUCGAGAAGGUGCGAUGGCAAGCUUGACUGCUUGGACGGCUCGGACGAGCAGAAUUGUACGAAAUCUGGGUCUACAACGACGGAAUCGUCGUUUAUUCAUAAUAGCAUUUCAACACAAAUGAAUGAAAUAACUCCGACAACGACACGUAAUAACAACGGUAGUGAUAGUGCAUUUGAGGAGGGGAGCUUGCGAGCUCCCCUCCUGAGUCAAAUUCCGAGUGCAUGAGAUGGAAAUGCGCUUAUAAUUACAAAGAAAACCUAAUUCAUACACUGAAAGUUCAACUGGAAGAAAAAAUUCUAAAGUGUAAAGAAUCCGAUGGAUUUCUAUGCCCAAAAGGAGAGGAAAUAUGCAUUGGGCAACAUCGUCUAUGCGACGGGAAUAUAGACUGUCCAGGAGGAAUUGAUGAAAAUCGAGAAGAUUGUGAAAUUAUGAAUUCUGUUUAUGGGUUAUCUGUAUCAAGGAAAGGAAAUAAACAAGUCGUGUAGUAGGCUAAUUGAUCUUGGAAUUGAGGACAAGUGUACUUACUAUGUAUUAAAAUAAAAGCAGAUCUGUACAGACAUGAAUCGUUUAAUAAUAAAUAUAUGCACGUAAUAAAUGAUGAUACGUUACA